Messenger RNA from Pogoniulus pusillus (Red-fronted tinkerbird), 688 nucleotides. RefSeq names its product LSM3 homolog, U6 small nuclear RNA and mRNA degradation associated (gene LSM3). Lineage: Eukaryota; Metazoa; Chordata; Aves; Piciformes; Lybiidae. Bases 71 to 379 code for a protein of 102 amino acids. Gene Ontology annotation, molecular function: RNA binding. The record is from RefSeq and is a predicted model, not a curated record. Gene Ontology annotation, cellular component: precatalytic spliceosome; Lsm1-7-Pat1 complex; U6 snRNP. Gene Ontology annotation, biological process: P-body assembly; mRNA splicing, via spliceosome. The transcript is spliced from 4 exons.
CCCUGCCCCGCCCCCGGCGGAGGGAAGGGCGCGGAGCUCUCGCGGGAGCGGGCGGGAGGCGGUUUGAAAGAUGGCGGAUGAGGUGGACCAGCAACAAACAACAAAUACUGUAGAGGAGCCACUUGAUCUCAUCAGACUCAGUCUAGAUGAACGAAUCUAUGUCAAAAUGAGGAAUGACAGAGAGCUUCGAGGCAGACUACAUGCAUAUGAUCAGCACUUAAAUAUGAUUUUGGGUGAUGUGGAAGAGACUGUAACUACAAUAGAGAUUGAUGAAGAAACCUAUGAAGAGAUUUAUAAAUCUACCAAAAGGAAUAUUCCAAUGCUCUUUGUCAGAGGUGACGGCGUUGUGCUUGUAGCUCCUCCGUUGAGGGUUGGUUGAAGAAACAAAGAAUUUAACCAUAUUGGAAAGUUUCAGACUUUGGACAGUGGUUCAUGUUUCAAUCAUGUCUCUAUUCUGUACAUGUGCUUUCUAAGAUUGUUAAGUGGGUUUUUUUGUCUGCCCUUUUGGGAGGGGGAGAUAGUUUGUUUUGCAGAAUAUACAUGUAGUUGAUCCAAUCUGUUUUUCUCAGAGUUGAUGGAAUUGCUGUAAGUUGCUUCUUCUCACAUCAGUGAAAGAAUCCUUCAUUUUCUUCAGUCUUGGCUAUAGCACUGUCUUAGGUUUUUUUAAAUAAAGUUGGGUUAUCUUUCA